Molecule: messenger RNA, 109 nt
Organism: Cercopithifilaria johnstoni
Lineage: Eukaryota; Metazoa; Nematoda; Chromadorea; Rhabditida; Onchocercidae
Source: the annotation of a GenBank genome assembly
AUGUGUGAAUUUUAUUUUUACAUCUGUCUUCCUUUGAGUGCUUCAGAAUUGCCAGGACCACGAGGUCCACCAGGGCGAAAAAGUUUGAAGGGAGAUCCAGUUGGGCAAG